GUGUCUGCAAUCUAGUGGAUUCCAUGGCUGGUUAUAUGUUACCUACCAAGUUGCUCUCCUCUUCUCAUGUCCACAAACUUUGAUGCUCAUGGGUAAAUUUUCAGCAGCCUCAGCAGGGGAAGAAGGAGGAGGACCUGCAUCUGUUCAUAUUUAUAUUCAUCCACACGCUUUUUGAGACGAGCAAAACUGAACAGAUCCCAAACAAGAGAAGCGCUCACUCUUUCUCUCUCUCUCUCUCUAUCUCAAGCAAAUAAUGAGGCCAAGAUCAAGGCGGCAGAAAGAGACGUAUUGGGCUGAACUGUGUUGUUUGGGUUGCACGUGUCUGCAGCUCUGGACCAAGGUUGUGAUCCGCAAAUGGCUCAAUAUCAGCACCAAAGACUCUGAUUUUAGUGCUGAUGAAGGGGAUACCACCGAGAGCGAGUACGAAUUUGAAGAGAUGUGCCGAUGGGAGAGGCAAUUGUGUGAGGAAGAGAGGAGAUUGGAAGGGCUUGGGGCUGAAUCAUAUGGUAAUCCUGCAGACAUUCCAUAUGGAUGUAGAAGACGAAAGUCGGAGACCCUUCGUGCACAUUAUAUCGAUACCAAAGAACUAAGGAUUUGUGCAGGGACAUGGAAUGUUGGAGGAAAGCUUCCACCUGAUGACCUUGACAUAGAAGAUUGGCUGGAUUUGGAGGAGCCUGCUGAUAUCUAUGUUCUCGGUCUUCAAGAAAUCGUUCCCCUUAAUGCUGGGAACAUCUUUGGUGCUGAGGAUAACCGCCCAGUUCCAAGAUGGGAAAAUCUCAUUCGCCGAACACUGAACAAAGUCCAACCAUCUAAAACUAAGUAUAAAUGUUACAGUGAUCCUCCUUCACCAUCAAGAUUCAAGCCAGCAGAUGAUGCUCCAAUACUUGAAGACGAACUAUCAGCUGGCAGCGAUAGUGGCAGCGAUGAGGAACUACAUCCAGUAGAUGAUGAUGAAUCCUUUAGUUUCCAAGUAAAUGAUCAGCACGAUAUUGCAAGUGGAGAUGAAUUCAAGACUUUUGAUCGAUCUCAGAUAAGUUUUAAGCAUCAUGAAGUAAAAUCAGAAGCAUCAAUUCCGCAAUUAAAUAUAUUAUCCAAGACACUUAGCAGCUCAGAAAGAAUUGGGAUGAUUUGGCCGGAACAACAAUUGGACAAAUCGUUGGAUAAUUCAAGGCAAUUUAGUUCAGUUAAGUCUUUUAGACGUUUCAAUUCGUUCAAGUCUCUACAGGAGUAUAAAGAUUCUACAGGGCCUGAACUGAUUUCUGAGCUUAAGCUCGAUGAUUUUCUGAAACUGAAAACAAGAAAAUCACCUUUUGUGAGGAUAAUAAGUAAGCAAAUGGUUGGGAUAUAUCUUUCGAUAUGGGUACGCAGAAGUCUUCGGAGGCAUAUUAUGAAUUUGAAGGUGUCAACAGUUGGUGUAGGUCUCAUGGGAUAUAUUGGUAACAAGGGAUCGAUAUCAGUCAGCAUGUCUAUAUAUCAAACACUAUUUUGCUUUGUAUGCUGUCACCUGACUUCAGGAGAAAAAGAUGGUGAUGAACUUCGAAGAAAUGCUGAUGUGCAAGAAAUUCACCGGAGAACACAAUUUAGUUCAGUUUCCAAAAUUGGCUUGCCGAAAAGUAUAUAUGACCAUGAGAGGAUAAUUUGGUUGGGAGAUCUAAAUUACCGUAUCAACUUAUCAUAUGAUAAGACGCUUGACCUCAUCUCAAGAAAGGAAUGGCCUAAGCUAAGCGAGAAGGAUCAGUUGAAGUUGGAAUUAAGGAAAGGCCGGGCUUUUGAUGGAUGGUCAGAGGGAUUAAUUUACUUUCCUCCUACCUAUAAAUACGAAUUCAACUCUAACAAGUAUAUAGGGGAGGAUCCAAAGGCUGGGAGGAGAACCCCUGCAUGGUGUGACCGAAUUCUUUCAUAUGGGAAGGGCAUAAGGCUAUUGAAAUAUAGACGGAGUGAGCUGAAGCUUUCGGAUCAUCGCCCUGUGACUGCAACUUUUACAGCUGACGUUGAGAUCUUUUGCCAAAGAAAGCUCCAGAGAGCGCUCGCAUUCACAGAUGCAGAGAUUGAAGAGGAUAUUAUAUCCGAGAUAGAAACUGAGGACGAUUCCUGAGACUAGGAGAGGAUAUUGCAGAAUGGGAGCACUAAAAUGAAAUAGUUCUGAUAAGGCGUCUCUUGAAUUUCAGUGAUGGUUUCGAGGCUUAGAUGUUCGAUUAAGGAGCAUGGAGUUGGUGAAGAGUUUUGAUGUUAGAAUGACUGCUGGUUGUGAAGCUCAUAGGUUGUAUAGACUUUUGUACCAUGAGAAGUUCAAUUUCGUCCGCUCACUGUAAGAUACCCUGUGAUUUUCAUCCAAAUUUUGCGUAGAAGCAGGCAUUGUUCCAAAUGUGUAAAGUUAUGACAUUAUGGGUGCAGACACUAAUAAUUAAUUGAAGGCAAAUAUUUUUUGGUUGAUAAAAUUACAAGAGAA
Molecule: messenger RNA, 2449 nt
Organism: Asparagus officinalis (garden asparagus)
Lineage: Eukaryota; Viridiplantae; Streptophyta; Magnoliopsida; Asparagales; Asparagaceae
Product: type IV inositol polyphosphate 5-phosphatase 3-like
Exons: 11
Coding region: 254-2095 (613 amino acids)
Biological process (GO): phosphatidylinositol dephosphorylation
Molecular function (GO): phosphatidylinositol-4,5-bisphosphate 5-phosphatase activity; phosphatidylinositol-3,4,5-trisphosphate 5-phosphatase activity; inositol-polyphosphate 5-phosphatase activity
Source: RefSeq, a predicted model, not a curated record